Messenger RNA from Corticium candelabrum, 1995 nucleotides. Its product is annotated as phosphoglucomutase-1-like. Gene Ontology annotation, molecular function: phosphoglucomutase activity; magnesium ion binding. The record is from RefSeq and is a predicted model, not a curated record. Gene Ontology annotation, cellular component: cytosol. Lineage: Eukaryota; Metazoa; Porifera; Homoscleromorpha; Homosclerophorida; Plakinidae. Gene Ontology annotation, biological process: carbohydrate metabolic process. The transcript is spliced from 11 exons. Bases 91 to 1755 code for a protein of 554 amino acids.
AAUGUAACUCCUCCCGCUAUUGGUCAAUCCGGUUGCCUCACAGACGCACUUACCUCCAACUCAAAGUGCCGGUGGAAUCUCAACGGUGUGAUGGAAAUCGUCGCUACCGUUCCGUACGAAGGCCAAAAACCGGGAACAUCAGGUUUACGUAAAAAGGUGUCGGUUUUCCAGCAGGUUGGCUACACAGAGAAUUUCAUUCAGAGCCUACUGAACGCAAUUCCCGCGCAACAGCGGAAUGGCUGCACGUUAGUGGUCGGAGGCGAUGGGAGGUAUUUUAUGGCGAAAGCACUCAAUGUUGUCGUACAAAUCGCGUCGGCUAACGACGUGGCGAGAUUGGUGGUAGGACAGAACGGCAUUCUGUCGACUCCGGCUGUUUCUUGUGUCAUUCGGAAGCGGAAAGCUCUUGGUGGCAUCAUCAUGACUGCUAGUCAUAAUCCAGGAGGUUUACACGGAGAUUUUGGGAUUAAAUUUAAUGUUAGCAAUGGUGGUCCAGCACCAGAGAGUGUAACAAAUGCCAUUUAUGAACAGACAACAAGUUUGUCACACUAUCAGUUACAUAGGAAUGUACAAGUUGAGUUUAAUCAGUUGGGUGAGCAUGUAUUUCUGGAUGGAAAGUUUGUUGUUGAAGUCGUCAGUUCAACAGAUGAUUAUGUUGAUCUUAUGAAAGAGGUGUUUGAUUUUCCGGCACUGAAAUCAUUUCUCACUGGAGCGAAACGAAAAAAUCCGUUUCCAAUUAUUGUUGAUUGUAUGAGUGGAGUGGUUGGUCCUUACGCUAAGAGAAUAUUUUGUGAUGAACUAUGUUCCAGUGAAGCGCGCAUACGUAAUGGUGAGCCUCUCUUAGACUUUGGAGGACACCAUCCAGACCCUAACUUGACUUACGCAGCUGAUCUAGUAGCAAUACUGAAGACAGGAGAUUAUGACUUGGGAGCAGCAUUUGAUGGAGAUGGAGAUCGUAACAUGAUUCUAGGGAAGAAUGGAUUCUUUGUAACGCCGUCUGAUUCAGUUGCUAUCAUAGCUGCCAACAGUCAAGCCAUUCCAUACUUUCGCACUCAUGGGUUGAAAGGCUUAGCAAGAAGCAUGCCUACAGGAGCUGCUAUUGAUUGUGUAGCAAAGGCAGAGGGACUUCCUUUCUAUGAAGUUCCAACAGGAUGGAAAUACUUUGGUAACUUAAUGGAUGCUGGCAGACUGUCUUUAUGUGGAGAAGAGAGCUUUGGCACAGGAUCUGAUCAUGUUAGAGAGAAAGAUGGUCUAUGGGCUGUACUAGCUUGGUUGUCAUUAUUGGCAGCAACUGGCCAGUCAGUGGAGGAGGUAGUUUGUGCUCACUGGAAGAAAUAUGGACGAAACUUCUACACAAGGUAUGAUUAUGAGGAGGUUGAUGCGGCUGCUGCAAACCGGAUGAUGAACGAACUACGAUCGAAGUGUCAGUCAUUAGUAGGAAUGAAAUAUUCAAAUGACAAAGAGUAUGAAGUGAAAGAAUGUGACGACUUUGCAUAUGAAGACCCAGUGGAUCAUAGCACUACAGAGAAACAGGGUAUUCGUAUUAUCUUCACUGAUGGCUCUCGCAUCAUCUUUCGUCUAAGUGGAACGGGCGUUAGUGGAGCAACAAUACGAUUAUACAUAGAUUCAUACGAAAAAGAUUCCGGAAAGCACACAAUGGAAACGCAGGAAGCAUUGGCUCCUCUUGUUUCUAUUGCUCUUGCUGUGUCAAAGCUCAAGCAUCACACAGGGAGAGACAGGCCAACUGUCAUCACAUAAUAGACACAAUCGACUUGAACCGAGAUAUGUGAUCAAUUAGCUUGACAAUAUUGUUCCGGAAAUUGGACAGACGACUGAGAUUAGACUGUUGUAUUGUUGAAUAUAGUGAAACUUACUAUAUGGUGCUAGUGUACAGUAGCAUGCAGCAGUGGUUGAUUGGCUGCCAGACGUACUCUGCCAGGUUACCCUGUAUUACAAUGCAGUAAUGAAAAUAGAAAUAUGUGAUUGAGAUGCAUAGAA